Molecule: messenger RNA, 4334 nt
Organism: Phycodurus eques (leafy seadragon)
Lineage: Eukaryota; Metazoa; Chordata; Actinopteri; Syngnathiformes; Syngnathidae
Exons: 10
Coding region: 351-1874 (507 amino acids)
Biological process (GO): DNA replication; positive regulation of DNA-templated transcription
Cellular component (GO): nuclear origin of replication recognition complex; nucleus
Molecular function (GO): double-stranded telomeric DNA binding
Source: RefSeq, a predicted model, not a curated record
UUACAACCGUGGCAACUUUGCUUCUUGUGCUUUUCAAAAUAAAAUUACAUUUUUACAUCGCUGCGUUAAAUAUGGCGUGGAAUGUGCUUUUAUUUUGAAACGUGACUGCGAUUAUUUCCGCAUUUCAUUUGAUUAGUAACGUUUGACUUAACGGAUUGUUUCAGAGCAGGCUCCAGGGAACCAGCCGGAGUUAGCGACGUUAGCUUAGCCAAAUUAGCCUUCCGGCAAGUCAUCUUGAGGCUGUCGGUCUGCCAGCAUGCUAAUAGCCUUUUAACCACCGCGACACACUGCGGUACGUCUGCUGUCUCUAGGAGGUCCACCUCGAGCGGAACUCCUUCCCGAGUGGAGCCAUGCGGCAGUGGUGUGUCCCCGCUGCGACCCGAAGCACGGAGCGCCUGUCCGUGUCGCCCCCUCCAUCAGAUGUCACAAUGGAGUGCUGCGGGGUGGAGCCACGCUACACCAUCGAGCAAAUCGACCUCCUUCAGCGUCUGCGCCUCUCUGGCAUGACCAAACCGCAGAUCGUCCACGCUUUAGAGUCUCUGGAGAGGCUCGACCCGGAUCGCCGUCCGCCUCACUGUGACUCCCACCCGACCCCUUCCAGUAACAACAACCGCAACAACACACACGCCACCACGUCCGGCCCGACGCCGGCUGCCCCGGCGCCGUCCUCUUCGUCGUCCACCUCAUCUCUCUCCCUCGCCUCGGCCACCACGCAGACCUCCGGGCUGGACGGCGCGGCGCUGUCCCCCAGCAACAGCUUUGAAGCCUCGCCUCCUCCCCUGUACCCCACCAGCGUGGCCGUACAGCGCUCGUUCAGCUACGACAUUGUCGGGGAGGAGGAGUGGGACCUGGAGGAGAAGGUGGAGGAAUACAUGAGGAGGGAUAGUAACCUGGUGAAAGAGGAGAUCAAAACCUUCCUCAACAACCGCAGGAUCUCUCAGGCAAUUGUGGGACAAGUUACAGGCAUCAGUCAGAGUUACAUUUCGCAGUGGUUGCUGCAGCAGGGUCUGGAGAUGAGCGACUCCAAACGCAGAGCUUUCUACCGCUGGUACCUGCUGGAGAGAAAUAACCCAGGGCUGAGGUGGAGUGAAAGCCAGUACAGCGCGAGUCCCAGGGCCAGGGGAGGGGACAGAGACGGGCUGGCGGCGGGGGCGAGCGGCUGCCUUCCCAACCCCAACACCAACCUCAACCCCAACUCCAACCCCACGUGGAGCAGGCAGAGAGAGCUGUUGAUGCACUUGCUGCCGUGGUACACUGCCGCCGCCACCCCAGCCCAGCCAGGCGCAACUUUAUCCAUGCGGUCAAUGGUGAAGGAAGAACCGGACUGGCGGACGGGGAUCAUGGCCGACAGACCGGCGAUUGUUGGGGCACCCCUGAGGCUGCGUCGAGGAAGCCGCUUUACCUGGAGGAAGGAGUGCCAGUCCAUCAUGGAGAGUUUCUUUGUGGAGAAUCAGUACCCCGACGAGGCGAAGCGGGAAGAGAUCGCCAACGCCUGCAACUCGGUCAUCCAGAAACCAGGUUGCAAGCUGUCUGAGUUUGAACGUGUGACGGCGUUAAAGGUGUACAACUGGUUCGCUAACCGCCGUAAGGAGAUGAAGCGGAGAGCGAAUAUCGAAGCCGCCAUUUUGGAAAGCCACGGCAUUGAGGUCCCGAGUCCCAGCUGCCACUCCAACGGCGAAGAAGGGGAGAUGCAAGAGUUCGCCGAUCAGGUCAAUCAACGUUUCUCAGAGCAGGAGGAUGCAUCCACCCAGAGGAUGGUGGAACAACAAGACCCCUCUGUGAGGGCCACCCCUGAGGCCCUCCCCAGCCCAGCCAUACAGGUGGUGGAACAGAAAGAAAAGGAUCCAAAAAGGGAAACUGUGGAUGAGGAGUGAACAAAAGCUGGUGAAGUCGUUUGAAUUUUAAUCAAAAUACUUUUAAAAAAAAAAAAAGAAAAAAGGGUCUGCUUCCUCCUCGGGUGGCUGACGACACCGUUGGAUUCUGAAGCUCACUCAAGGGUGCCUCUGAAAAGAAAGAGGCUGCCAUAUUUAUCGAAAGUUAUCCUGCUUAUGUUAAAAGCAAUAUACAGUACAUAUAUAAAUAUAUCCAUAAACAUAUAUAUCAAUGUGUAGUGCAUUCCAACGUGGUAUUAACAAGCCUAAAUUCCUUAGAAUUACCUAAAGAAUACCUCACCCAUUUUAAUCUUUUCUGUUUUUUUUAUAUUUUCUUCGCCUCAUGUUUUAUUUUUAACGCUGAGUGCUGAAGUGCCUGCAGGUCAGGUCAGAGAGAUGUUUUCAAAGAUCUCGUCUGAAUGAAUGUGUUUUUCUUAUUUUUUAUUUUUAUUUUCCUUUCUCUGGUGCUGACAUCCAACCUCUAAGAAUCGAUUGAUCAAAUCAUUCGGCCAAUGUUGGAGUUUGCAAAGCCCUGAGGGACACCUGGAAUCUCAGGAAAUCCAACAAUGGUGGAUCAAGACAGUGAAGAAGUGCACCAGAUGUGCGUGUAUGUAUGUAUGUAUGGUGUGUGUGUCUGUGCCUGUACGCUUCAAGAGAUUUUCUUCAUAAUAUCCACGCUCACUCCAAACAGGAUUUUCUAUUUAUACAUUUUUUCUUUUUUAUUAGAAGAACAAAGCGAGGACUAUCCAUCAUUUCUUUGUUCAACUCGAUGCUGCUCUUGUUGCUCCCCCCUCAUCUAACCUCAUUUUCCAAGCCUGUAAAGCUUCUUUCCAGCAAAACAAACGUCAAUGUGAUUGAAAAUCACAACGCAGUCUUCUUCCCUCUUUAUUGGAAUAAGCUAAAAGCUUUUGCUUGCGUACUGCACUUCAAAAGUGGAUCUCACUCUAAUAGUAAUAAUAACGCUUGUGUACAUAAUAACCCAGAGGAUAAUCGCGUUUGUGGGUGCUUUUUUUCAAACUAAUGACAUUAUCUGAAAUAUACUGUAGAGUUGUCAAACUUGAAACAUGACUAGCAGACUUCAACUGUGCCGGACUCGCUCCCGAAUUGUUCAUAAAAUGGACAAAUGUGCUUGUUCUAUACCGUGUUUCCCCAAAUAGUGGGCGUCCCUAUGCGUGGUCCACUUUAAGACAAAUUGAAACCCCUCCCUCAAAUAAAAGCCUGCCUUUUCCAAUCGGGGGGGGGAAAAAAACGGUCGUAACUGUAAUUACCUCAGAUCUUACACAGACAUAAGAGUUAACUCCUUCACUAACAAAACCGCAGCAUCUACCAAGGUAAACAGUCUUUCAGCUGAAGAAGGAAAUUCUAUAUAUUUUUUUUUUUACCGUAUUUCCUCAAAUAGUGGUCGUCCCUCAAAUAAGCACUGUGCCCCAAUUAGUAACCAGUGUCUUAUCCACAAGUCAAUGCCUGCCUCAAAUAGAUGCCAUCUUUUUCCCAUGAGGGAGAAAAAAGGGUCAUAACUGUAAUUACCUCAGUUCACAAAAGCUUUUGUUCACACAAGGCGUCUUAUAGAGUUCCCUUCGCAGUAUUAAAGACGAUUAGUGUUCUAGUAGGCGCUGAGAUGUGGUCUCUCACAAUUAUGUGCGUCCAUCUUUAUGUUCCAGUAAGCUAUGGGACUGUAGUUACGCAGUCUGCCUCUUGUUUAGCUUGAUACUAAUACAGUGAUGCCUUGAGAUACGAGCGACCCUACUUGAGUUUUUCGAGAUACAAGCUGUCAUUCGGAUGAGUUUUUUUUGCUUUGACUUGCAAGCGCAAACUUUAGAUACAACUGCUCUUUUGUGGCAGUAAACUCAAUUCAAAUCGCUUCACAAUAUACAGGAGUUUAGCAAGUGAGCAAUUCAUUCAAAUUAGUGAACAAUUCGUCCAAAAAGCAGUAUUAAAUGUAUUAAACUCGUAUCUCAAGACACCACUGCAAUAGCAAACCGAUAAUGCAUAUUAUUACAAAACUGUGUACUCGUUCCCCUAAUAAACGCAUCCCUCGCACCUGCAGUUGAGGAGCCACUAUUUGCGGGACUGUGGCCAAUGUUUCUGAGAUCGUGUUACCUCCUGAUGCCAAAGGUAUGGAUGGUAGUCGAGGUGAUGUUCAGUGCAACACUAGCCAACACUCUUUUAGAGGAAUCCAUGUGUUACAAGCCAAUGGCGACCAUUGUUGUGACUGUUCAUGAUACAGUGUCUUGUAGCAUUUAUGUCAGUGGAGGGGUGGUCCGCCCUCCAAAUGAAACCCUCCAAACCUGAAUAUUGUUAUUAUGCUCCUUGCUAUCUGCUUUUAUCUGAGAGCAAGCAACAAUAAAAGUAUUGUUAACGAUGGAUGUACUAUGUCCUGUUUAUUGUCUGUUGAUGGUUAAUAUACCACCUUAUAUCAUAGCAGUCCCGGGAUACCAUGGUCCUGAGGGACUGUGAACAAAA